Molecule: messenger RNA, 1965 nt
Organism: Rhea pennata
Lineage: Eukaryota; Metazoa; Chordata; Aves; Rheiformes; Rheidae
Exons: 6
Coding region: 1-1965 (654 amino acids)
Source: RefSeq, a predicted model, not a curated record
AUGUGGCCGCCCCUCAUCCCAGUGUGGGCUCCUCCAUCCCAGUAUGGGUCCCCUCAUCCCAGUAUGGGCUCCUCCAUCCCAGUGUGGGCUCCUCCAUCCCAGUACGGGUCCCCUCAUCCCAGUGUGGGCUCCUCCAUCCCAAUAUGGGCUUCUCCAUCCCAGUACGGGUCCCCUCAUCCCAGUGUGGGCUCCUCCAUCCCAGUACGGGCUCCUCCAUCCCAGUACGGGUCCCCUCAUCCCAGUGUGGGCUCCUCCAUCCCAGUAUGGGUCCCCUCAUCCCAGUAUGGGCUCCUCCAUCCCAAUAUGGGUCCCCUCAUCCCAGUACGGGUCCCCUCAUCCCAGUGUGGGCUCCUCCAUCCCAGUACGGGUCCCCUCAUCCCAGUGUGGGCUCCUCCAUCCCAGUACGGGUCCCCUCAUCCCAGUGUGGGCUCCUCCAUCCCAGUAUGGGCUCCUCCAUCCCAGUAUGGGUCCCCUCAUCCCAGUAUGGGCUCCUCCAUCCCAGUAUGGGCUCCUCCAUGCCAGUAUGGGUCCCCUCAUCCCAGUGUGGGCUCCUCUAUCCCAGUACGGGCUCCUCCAUGCCAGUAUGGGUCCCCUCAUCCCAGUGUGGGCUCCUCUAUCCCAGUACGGGCUCCUCCAUCCCAGUAUGGGUCCCCUCAUCCCAGUAUGGGCUCCUCCAUCCCAAUAUGGGUCCCCUCAUCCCAGUAUGGGCUCCUCCAUCCCAGUAUGGGCUCCUCCAUCCCAGUAUGGGUCCCCUCAUCCCAGUGUGGGCUCCUCUAUCCCAGUACGGGCUCCUCCAUGCCAGUAUGGGUCCCCUCAUCCCAGUGUGGGCUCCUCUAUCCCAGUACGGGCUCCUCCAUCCCAGUAUGGGUCCCCUCAUCCCAGUACGGGCUCCUCCAUCCCAAUAUGGGUCCCCUCAUCCCAGUAUGGGCUCCUCCAUCCCAGUACGGGCUCCUCCAUCCCAGUAUGGGUCCCCUCAUCCCAGUGUGGGCUCCUCUAUCCCAGUACGGGCUCCUCCAUCCCAGUAUGGGUCCCCUCAUCCCAGUAUGGGCUCCUCCAUCCCAAUAUGGGUCCCCUCAUCCCAGUAUGGGCUCCUCCAUCCCAGUAUGGGCUCCUCCAUCCCAAUAUGGGUCCCCUCAUCCCAGUGUGGGCUCCUCUAUCCCAGUACGGGCUCCUCCAUGCCAGUAUGGGUCCCCUCAUCCCAGUGUGGGCUCCUCUAUCCCAGUACGGGCUCCUCCAUCCCAGUAUGGGUCCCCUCAUCCCAGUACGGGCUCCUCCAUCCCAAUAUGGGUCCCCUCAUCCCAGUAUGGGCUCCUCCAUCCCAGUACGGGCUCCUCCAUCCCAUAUGGGUCCCCUCAUCCCAGUACGGGCUCCUCCAUCCCAGUAUGGGCUCCUCCAUCCCAGUAUGGGUCCCCUCAUCCCAGUGUGGGCUCCUCCAUCCCAGUACGGGCUCCUCCAUCCCAGUACGGGUCCCCUCAUCCCAGUGUGGGCUUCUCCAUCCCAGUAUGGGCUUCUCCAUCCCAUACGGUUGCACCGUACCAGUACAGCUCCCUCAAUCCCAGUGUGGCCCCAACAUCCCAGUUCAGCCCCAGUAUGGCCCUCUUCAUCCCCAUCACAGCCCCGCCAUCCCAGUAUAGCUCUUCCAUCCCCAGUAUGGUCCCAUAUGGCUCCAGUUCGGACCCCCCCAAUCCCAGUAUGGAUACUCUGUUCCCAUAUGGCCCCAGUAUAGACCCACAUCCCCAGUAUGGACUGCCCAUCCCAGUGUGGCCCCAGUACCACCCCUCAUCCCCAGUAUGGCCCCUGCAUGACCCCCCGUAUUCCCAGUAUGGCCCAUCCAUCCCCAGUGUGGCCCCGACCCCUUCAAUCCCAGUAUACCCUCCCAAUCCCCAGUACGGCUCCAGUAUGGACCCUGCAUCCACACUGCAGCCCCAGUAUGGACCCCCCAUCCCCAGUAUGGUCCCAGUAUGA